AUGUCAGCCAAAGCCAGCGGCGCGGACGCAUCCUCAUCCGGAGACGGAACCGGGGCGCGGCACCGGCAGCACCACGACGGGUCGGCGGGGCGCGCGUACACGGCGGAGCAGAAGGCGGCGGUGCUGCGCAUCCGCAAGUGCGCGGCCACGGCGUACUACGAGAUCCUGGGCUUGGAGGAGCGGCGCGCGGCGUGCUCGGACGCGGAGAUCAAGAAGGCGUACCGCAAGCUCAGCCUGCUGACGCAUCCGGACAAGAACGGGUACGAGGGCGCGGACGAGGCGUUUAAGUCGGUGUCGAGGGCGUUCCAGGUCUUGUCGGAUCCGGACAAGAAGGCCAAGUUCGACAAGUUUGGCGGCGAUCCGGAUAACAGGUUUGGCGGUGGCGCAUCCGCGGCCGGCGCGUCGCCCUUCAGCGGCUUUGCGAGGUCGCCCGGCGGACCAGGCGGAGGGUUCUACCAGGAGGAGAUGUCGCCAGAGGAGCUGUUCAGGCAAUUCUUUGGCGGAGGAUUUGGAGGAGGAGGACCUUUUGGCGGCGGUAUGGGUUUCGACACGGGCCCUGGCUUCGUCUUCAACCUCGGCGGAGGCCCCGGCAUCCGCGUGCACCAGUUCGGUGGUGCGAGACCACGCAGACGGCCGACGGCGGCCGAACAAGCCGCCCAGGCGCCCAGCAUCAGCAGCGCCCUCUCGUCGCUACUGCCGUUGCUGUUCCUGUUCAUCUUGCCGCUGCUGUCAUCCAUCUUCUCCGGCUCGAGCUCAACGGCCACGGGGCCCUCGCUGCGCUUCGACGGCGCAGCUCCACCGCACACGCUGCAGCGCACGUCGGCACGCCUGAACAUCCCCUACUGGGUCAACCCGGCCGACGUGGACGACUUGAGCGGGCGUAAGCUAAAGGAGCUGGACCGCACGGCCGAGGUGCGGUACAUGAGCCAUCUGAACGUCGAGUGCGACAUUGAGCAGCAGCGCCAGGCGCGGCUGAUGCAAGACGCGCAGGGAUGGUUCUUCGUCGACGAGACGAAGAUGAAGGAAGCGAGGAAGAUGCCGAAGCCGAGCUGUACCAGGCUCAGGGAGUUGGGGUAUGGACGGUGA
Molecule: messenger RNA, 1086 nt
Organism: Diplodia corticola
Lineage: Eukaryota; Fungi; Ascomycota; Dothideomycetes; Botryosphaeriales; Botryosphaeriaceae
Product: er associated chaperone
Exons: 3
Coding region: 1-1086 (361 amino acids)
Biological process (GO): cellular response to misfolded protein
Cellular component (GO): endoplasmic reticulum membrane
Molecular function (GO): Hsp70 protein binding
Source: RefSeq, a predicted model, not a curated record